Molecule: messenger RNA, 690 nt
Organism: Akanthomyces muscarius
Lineage: Eukaryota; Fungi; Ascomycota; Sordariomycetes; Hypocreales; Cordycipitaceae
Exons: 1
Coding region: 1-690 (229 amino acids)
Source: RefSeq, a predicted model, not a curated record
AUGGAGUACAAUUUAAUGGGGUCCGAGUCAGAUACGCUUUUUUUGAAACCGGAACGCGAGAGCGAGGAGACUCGCUUCAUGUUCGGUGUUCGCCGCCCUGGUAUAGACAGCUCCUGGACACGGUACCUGCCGGUGAGCCUGCGACUCGACGACCAAGAUGGCUUGUACUCGGUCCCCCACAAAGUCAUGCUCCCCAACGGUACUCCAGCAUUCUUCAAGCUUAUCAGGGCUGGGGACGGGGUCUCCCUAGAGGGGCAGCUCGCAACAUACAGCAAGAUCCGCGACGUGCAGCUGCGAGAAUGGGUCCGAGUGCCCCGUCUUCUUGGAAUUGUUGUCCGGGGCGACGACCCGGACGUGGUGCUUGGUCUGCUACUGACCUUUGUUCCGUGUGGAGCAGCUUCUCUAAGACUUGCAGUGAACAACGGCGCGCCGCAGCGCUCGAGACGAAGAUGGGUUGCACAGGCCAGGCUCAUCAUAAAUGCCCUGCACGAGAACGAAGUGGUCUGGGGCGGAACUGGACCUGAUCAUGUCAUUAUUGACAAAGACCAGAACGCGUGGCUAAUUGGCUUCGAGGUUGGACAGCCGAGCGGCUUGGUGCCGAGCUCGCAGGUAGGCACCAUGGACGGUGAUCUCAAGGUCCUGGAAAGAUUGAUUGAAUUCGCCGGAGGGAUCAUUCCGUAUUACUACUGA